CCCGUCGGGGCGGCCGAGGGGCGGCCGGGGCGGGGCGAUGCCGGGCAGUGGUGGUGGCAGCGGCCCCGGCCGGGGCCCGUGACCAUGGGCAUCGCGGAGUCUACGCCGGAUGAGCUGCCGUCGGACGCCGAGGAGCAGCUGCGCAGCGGCGAGCAACAGCUGGAGUUGAGCGGGCGGCGGCUGCGGCGGCUGCCCAGCGCAGUGUGCGCGCUGAGCCGCCUGCAGAAGCUGUACGUGAGCGGCACCGGGCUGCGCGAGCUGCCGGAGGAGAUCGAGGAGCUGCGCGAGCUGCGCAUUCUGGCGCUCGACUUCAACAAACUCGAGCGCCUGCCCGACGGCCUGUGUCGCCUGCCGCGCCUCACGCGCCUCUACCUGGGCAGCAACCGGCUGCUGGCACUGCCCGCCGACUUCGCGCAGCUGCAGAGCCUUCGCUGUCUCUGGAUCGAGGGCAACUUCCUGCGGCGUUUUCCGCGACCGCUGCUGCGCCUGGUGGCGCUGCAAUCGCUGCAGAUGGGCGACAACCGGCUGCGCGCGCUGCCCGCGGAGCUGCCGCGCAUGACGGGCUUGCGUGGCCUCUGGCUCUACGGUAACCGCUUCGAGGAGUUCCCGCCAGCGCUGCUGCGCAUGGGCCGCCUGCAUAUCCUCGACCUCGACCGCAACCGCCUGGGAGGCUUCCCCGACUUACACCCGUUGCGCGCGCUGCGCGUCUUCUCUUACGACCACAACCCGGUCACCGGACCCCCGCGCGUCGCGGACACGGUCUUCCUUGUGGGCGAAGGCGCCGUGGAGCGCAUGGCGGAGCGCGAUGAGCCUACGCCGCGGCCGCUCCCCAGGCGCCCGGCACGGGCCUUUGAGGAUGAGGAGGAAGAAGACCUGCUCAUAGGCGGCGCUGGCUCCCGGGUCCUGGCGCACCCGGGGGGCAACCUCCGCGCUCUGGAAGGCCCUCCAGGACUGGGCACCUGAACCCCUGCGCUGGGUGGUGGGCUUCGGUCACUCUGGAAGGACGGCCUUCGGAAGACUAUGGCUUCCUGGGUCUGUAGGACGGGUGGGAACCUACUUGGGGCAGUGAAGAAGCCUCUUUGGGCUGGCUGUUGGGUACAGGCAGGCCUGGGGGCCAUCUUCAGACACUCCUGGGAAUAAGAAGACUGCCCCCUCGUGGAUCUGGGCAGUCUUCAGACCAAGAAGUUUGGGCUCUGUCUCCUCCCUGAUAGAGCCAUUGACAACAAAACAGGUGCCCGUUUCCUCCUGGAACCAGGGGUCACCACUGUCCACGCACGAAUCAUAUCAGUCACUGAAUCUGGAUGCCCAGGGUACCCACCACCCUCCUGGGGUUUGGAUCUCCUAGGCCCACCUUUUCUGGUGCCAGAGCUGCUACCUCUGGGGUGAACUGUGUAGGGUAGAACUGCCCUUGGGGGGAGGUGCUGCCCAGGUCAGGGCCUGGGAGCCCUGGCCUGUGCCCAAGAUAGAAGUAGGAGACAGAUUGAGGCCUAAGGCCACAGCUGCCCCCACCUCUCACCAGGGCUCCUCAUACCUAGCUCCCUCCUCAGGCGCCCUAAUAUUUGUAUGGGGCCAAGAAGGCAGGGCCUCCUCCGCCAACCUUCAUUCUGGUCUCUUCUCCCAGCAUGUACCUGGACUCUUGCUGGGCAGAGAGAGCUCUCCCUCCCUUUCCCACAGCUUUGAGCCUUCAGCUGUCAAGAUUGAAAAGAAGCCACUGUGCCUCCAGGGCCUCCUGCACUGAAGAGAGGGGCUCUGUGCCUGGGAGGCUGCUCCAGGCCUCUCCUGCUGCCUGCACUCUCCAUUCCCUUAAAUGGGCACAGCCAGUGUGGCUGGCACGGCAUGGGGCACGGGAUGGGCACUGUGUGCCUCCACUCCGUCACCAGGGACAGCCUCAAGGGGGUGAGGAGAGGGGCCUUGCUCUGCAAUUCCCAGGGCCAGCUCUUUCCCAUCCAAGCAAUAACAGGAGGAGGGGGCCAGGGCCAAGGACACUCAGGGACACUGUCAGGGGCAGUGGCCCCACAUGUUAGUGUUUUCUUUAGGAAGAAAAAAAACUGGCUGUAUACAUAAAUUAUAUUUCUUGGAGAAAGAA
Marmota monax (woodchuck) is the source of this 2086-nucleotide messenger RNA. It is a transcript of the gene Lrrc10b, whose product is annotated as leucine rich repeat containing 10B. The transcript has a single exon. The coding region runs from base 85 to 963 and encodes 292 amino acids. Gene Ontology annotation, molecular function: protein binding. The record is from RefSeq and is a predicted model, not a curated record. Lineage: Eukaryota; Metazoa; Chordata; Mammalia; Rodentia; Sciuridae.